AAAUUGAAGACAAAGACUCAAAACCCUAGUUGUUACCGAACGACUCAGCGUCUCCGCCUCUCUGCAAAAUGCCUUUCAAGAGAUACGUUGAGAUCGGAAGGGUUGCUCUCAUCAACUACGGCAAAGAAUAUGGCAGGCUCGUCGUCAUCGUCGACGUCAUUGACCAGAACAGAGCUCUGGUGGAUGCCCCUGAUAUGGUAAGGUCCCCUAUGAAUUUCAAGAGGCUUUCCCUCACCGACAUCAAGAUUGACAUCGAGAGGGUCCCCAAGAAGAAGGAUCUUGUUAAAGCCAUGGACGCUGCUGAUGUUAAGAACAAGUGGGAGAACAGUUCCUGGGGCAGAAAACUCAUUGUCAAAAAGAGAAGAGCAUCCCUUAAUGAUUUUGACAGGUUCAAGCUAAUGCUGACCAAGAUCAAGAGGGGAGCUGUUGUUAGGCAAGAGCUUGCUAAGCUGAAAAAGAGCGCAUCUUAGGCAUUUCUUGACGAUAUAAUGUUCAAAUUUUGUUAUGAAUUUCCUUCCAUUUAGUACACCUUUCUUACGGAAUUUUAUUUAUCAUUGAGAUACUUGGUAAAAGGUUUCAUCUUCAGAUAUUUAUGUUAGAGGAUUUAUGUCAGUACUCUCAGUUUCCCAUUUCUGCCUUUGAUUUUGCUUGCAGAAUUUGAAUAUUGCUUUCUAAGAUAACUAACGGUCCCAA
Messenger RNA from Abrus precatorius (Indian licorice), 693 nucleotides. Its product is annotated as probable 60S ribosomal protein L14. Gene Ontology annotation, molecular function: structural constituent of ribosome; RNA binding. The transcript is spliced from 5 exons. The record is from RefSeq and is a predicted model, not a curated record. Gene Ontology annotation, biological process: ribosomal large subunit biogenesis; translation. Bases 69 to 470 code for a protein of 133 amino acids. Gene Ontology annotation, cellular component: cytosolic large ribosomal subunit; ribosome. NCBI's taxonomy places the organism in Eukaryota, Viridiplantae, Streptophyta, Magnoliopsida, Fabales, Fabaceae.